This is a messenger RNA of Ostrinia furnacalis (Asian corn borer), 5107 nucleotides long. RefSeq lists its product as uncharacterized. The coding region runs from base 400 to 3429 and encodes 1009 amino acids. The transcript has 6 exons. NCBI's taxonomy places the organism in Eukaryota, Metazoa, Arthropoda, Insecta, Lepidoptera, Crambidae. The record is from RefSeq and is a predicted model, not a curated record.
CCCAAGCAACUUCACGCCAGUUGCCCCCCGGCCGCGUGCGAAGACAGACGCACGCUCGACGCUCCCCCGAAACUAUCGUCAAAAUAACUGUUAAACAAUUUAAAGUGUUACAAAUCGAUUCGCACCGCGAAAUUUGACAGUGUAAAAGUGAUGACAAGUGACGCGUGCCCACCAACACUCGCCGAACGAUGACCGAAACUUUGGAGAAAAAAAGUUGGAAAUGCAAUCGGCCUCACCAAAAAAAUAUAUUGUGCUCGUAAUGUAGUGAUGUACCGAUGGGAUCCCAGUGCGACCGAAAUCUUGUAGCUAGUGAUGUGUACUGUGAUAUAAAAAAUCGACAAUCAAGUAGAUGAUUGCCGUUCGUGAUAAUAUUAGUUUAUUAGUUACCAAAGAUUCCUGAUGAUCUUGUACAUUAGUUUGUGUUUCAUAUUGGUAGUUUUAGCCGACCCUCUGCCGGGCAAGCACGUGCCGCUGGAAAGUUAUGAGAGCGAGCUGGAGCGAGAACACGCGCUCCCCACUUCGGUUCCCAACGCGGACAUCCUCAAGACCAACAGCAACCCCACCUACCACAAGCCUAGACCCCCCCAACACCACGGCGCGGCACUACUGGCCGGGGUGGGCGCGGGGGCGGUGCCCUCGUACGCCCCCCCCGGCCGGGCCUUCUUCACGCCCCCCCUGCCGCCGGAGUAUAGGAACCCGUUUGCUGACAAGCCGACACUUAGAGGCACAAACACGGAUGGGAACAACUAUCUCAACCGACGGCCGAUCCCUCCCCCCUCCCUCGGGCCAGGCCACGAGAGGAUACCCAUCAGACCUCCGGGACAGGAAACAUCGUCCCCACAAGUGCCGGCGCCGCCGCCUGCGCCGCCGCUUCCCCCAGCGGGUCUCGAGCCCCAGAAGAAGAAAGCACUCAACACCCCUAGCCAUAAGCCCGACGAAUUAGACAGCGACGUCAAGCACGGGACAGACCAAGCUAACUUCACGGACUUCGUCCCGAAUUCCCUGAACAUCCCGACCAUAUCCCGGAUCCUAUCCGGCUCCAAUGGCCGCAAGGAGGACAUACCAGAUGUGCUCCUGAGGACAGUCACAGCCAAACCUCAACACAAUCAGGAGAGGACCUCAAAAUCCGACAUCUACAUCACUAAAGAUGCCGGAGUGACUCUCAGCGAUGCAAACAGGGACUCCUCAACGGAAGGAUCAGUCCUAGCAGUAUUAGACCCAGAAAUGAACAACUUAGAUAGGCCCCUGAUAGUAGACCAGAAUGGAGAGACCAAUACAAGAAGAAACCUCCAGUAUGCUACCAACAAACAAAUAGAUGAGAGGAAGAAUGAUAGCUACACUCCAGCCACGACCAUAGGCUUUGAGCUACGGGACCCAGAAAUGUCUACGGAGAGAUAUCACAACUUAGCAAACGUGAACUCUGAUAAGAAGAUGCUGAAACACGACCAGAAGAACAACGGGCCUGUCCAGAGGCAAGGAAUCACUUGGCCUUUCGCGUGGGGACUCCACGUCCACUCCGCCACCAUCAUAUUCACAAUCUUAGCUAUUUAUUCAAUUUACAAAAUCAUAGUCUAUAAUAGAAUAACACAUUUAUUUACACAGUACUACUUCAUUAUAUUACACUUGAUCCUCGUUUUCGUUUGUCUGAUGAGGAUCUUUUACAUGUGCUACGACCCUUAUAACAUCAAGAAUUCUUUGCCGAUAUUCUUGAGCGAGAUUCUCCUGCACGUCCCAGAGAUUUUCUUGAGUAUAGCGUUCUCUUGCACCAUUUUGUUCCUUUUAACGAAUAGCAUUAACUUUAAAACGACGUGCUGCUCUUUCCUAUUUCGUCCUAGGACGAUCAUAAUCGGCGGCAGCCUGCACAUAUUAUCGUGUUUAGUAUUACAUAUCUUUGAAAAUAGUAACACAAUUUAUAGAACUCCGCAGGGGGUCGAAAAAAGGGUAUUAGGUCUAACUUGUCAAAUAAUAUUUAUUCUAGCGUGUCUUAUCCUGGGCAUUUGCUACCUCUAUGUAUAUAAAAAAUUAAAAUCAAUAUUGCAGAGAAAGAGUAAUACAUACCAGGUGGGAUUCAAGAAUUUCUACCAGGCGAUACAUAUAAACUUGGCCACGGCUCUGCUGUUCGUUCUGAUGGCCUUGCUUCAAAUAUACGGGAUAUUUGGGAUCAACCACAUGAACAUGACCAAGUUCAACUGGUUGCAAUGGGGUUACCAGUUCUCCCUGCGGCUCAUAGAAAUCAGUAUAGUAGCUCUCAUCUCUUGGGUCACUAGCUUAAAGUUAGUGACGUCACUUCAGCACGAGAAGACGGAUGGCAACAAAAUAUCAGGCUUAGGUCUCUUCCCUUGCACGACUGGUUCCAGUAACGAGCAGUUCGAAUCCGACUACCCAGCCAUUUGCGGGACGAAUACCAACCUUAAGACGUACAACGUAAGGAUGGGUAAGCCGAUAUACGAAACUGCAGGGCAUCAUCCGACGUUGCCUGACCAGUACUGCGGUCCCGAUCAUCCCAGAUUCCUGAACACUUUAGCUGGGAACUGCGAUAAUAACUCAGGCACGGAGAACUAUUCAGGGCACAGUUCUAUAGCUAACGCUGGGCACAGUACUUCGACUGAAUCCAGCAAUGCUACGUCCAGUCAGGGUGUCACAAAUCAUUUGAUCAAACCGCAUCCAAGCAUGGCUGGAUACAAUGGGAUAGAAUCAGCGUCGGAUGACCAUUAUUCUAACUGCGACCCGAUUCAAUCCUUACAGGGUGACGAGCCCUUAGACCACGAGUAUAACGUCAUCCAAUACGGCAGUAACAGCGACUUUAUUCGCGACAUCAAAAACCAGAACUACAACAGCGGUUCCAACCGCAGCUCGCACAACUUCAAACACAUGUCCUACGAUAGGGUAUCUUCCAGAACGAACAGCAACCCGCGCAAAAAGCACCGGGUCAAGAACAAGAACGUUCAGAAUUGCAUGACGAUGGGGUACGACUCGUCUAUAGGGCACCACUACCACCAGCCGCAUAUGCCAGACGAUUAUGGCAAUUAUAAUACAGAGAACGCGUCGUACCACGCGUCUGGGAUUCAGACUCUGAACCCGAAUAGGGGGUAUGGUGAUCAGAUAAGGAGUUCGCAGCGUCGGAAUUCGCCUUCGACGUCGGUGAUCAAUUCGAGCGGGAGUCAGAAAAGGGGGAAAGGGAAUGGGUUCCCGGAGAGACCGAAAUCGACUGACUUGUACGGUUUCUCUGAGGAUCCCAAUGAGAGGAGCUAUCCAUGCGCUUUGGGGCCGGCUCCGCAGCCGGCUCCUAGGUCCUGUGCGUAUGAUGCUUCGUACUCGCAGCCUCAGGAUGAAUUGCAUCCGAACGAGGCUGAUGGGAACAGCAUGCUCGUCGCCCAAGACGGCUUCGUCAGAUUCCGCCCCUUGGAAGACAAACCCUCGCAAACCUGAUUCACCAUCUCUCUGCCCUACCCGGCAGAACUCGGCUUUUGAUACAGGAGCUCUCUCCCCACACUAAAUGACGUCACACGUCUAUGUACCUAUGUAAAUGUCUAAUUAGGUCGUAUUUAAGCCAACAAUAAUUAAAGCCUAAUGUAUAUAGCCAUUUUAGUUUAGCGACUUUUGUAUAUUGCAAGCAUCGUCUUGAAUGGAUAAUGCCAUCUAGUUUUUAAGUUAAAUAUCGUGGAAUAAAUGGAAAUAUUGAGAUAUUGCUGUUUAUAAAAUGUUGAAAAGAUUUAAUAGAUAUCUAAACUGUUGGACGAAUGUGCGGACGCUUGAUUGCAGUUUUUUUUAAGUAAAAAUGAACGAAUGACUCACGAGUAUAACAUAAUUGAUGUGUAAAAAUAAUUUUAACAUUUCGACUAAAUAAAACUCACUGUAUGAAAAUUAAUUGCAAAAAUAAAUGUAAAUAAAUUUAAAUAAUUACACUUAUAAUAUUGAUAGUGUAUUAAAUUAUCAAAUUAAAAAUGAAUCUUUUUCUAAAUCAAGCAUUAUUAAUAAUUUUACCAGGUCCCCAUUUUGUUGAACAUUAUUAAUUGUACGAAGCAAAACCCCUAGUUAAUGCCAUUAAUAGAUACGUAUUUAUAAUAAUAUGCUCCAUUUUAUAUAAUUAUAUAGAUUUAAACUGUAUGUGAUAUUGAUAUUAAAUUUUGUUUGAAACAAAACAGUCCAUAGCAUAGUAUACUUAAGAUUUAAUAUCCCUUGAAUCCCGCAAAUUAUCGAAUGUUUGAAAUAAUAAUUUUGUGCCACUGAUUUUAUUAAUUUUCAAUUAAUAUUAAUGUUUUAUUAAUUCUACGACACGUUUUUCUAUUAGUGACAUAUAGUUGCAAUAACUGUUAUUUUACAUAAUGUGUGAUUUAAAUAUUUUUUAUACGAAAGUAAUUGAAUUAUGUUGUAAUUUGUACAAUGUAAAAAUAUCUGAUGUCCUAUUAAAUGUUACCACUUUAGAGAUUCCUUAACAUUAGUAAUGCGACAUUAGAUACACAAUUUAGAUACAUAACACGAUAUAUCAGCAUUGCACAUUACCUCAAUGCAAUACAUGAAUUUAUACGAACUCGAUAACUCCACUUAUACAUGUAUAAAUUACUCAAAACAGACUUAUACAGCCUCUCAAACCAUGCCAGUGGAGUUAUCACUAUACCAUUUAUCCUGCCAUUUAAUUAUUAAAAUAAAAUCAUUAUUAUAAUGAUAUCUUAUUAGACUACAUAAAUGUUGAACAUAAUACGUGUUAAUAUAGACAAAAAAUAUCUCAAAUAAAUGUUGACCCUACUCUAGAUAGGUAAUGAAAAUAAUUGUAUAAAUUAGAAAAAAAUCAAAGAUUAUUUAUGAGAAAAAAAUACAGUUCUUUGUACUAACAUAAAUAUGAUUUGAGGAUAUUACAUUGCUUGUUCCAUCUAUGUAAAUAUAAAUUGUAUUAUGGUAGGUAUAUCUCUAAUACCAUACUUGGAUACUUUUAAUUUUGUAUAUAAAACGAAGGGUUACUGUGGAGUACCCGCUGAACUAAACUCGAUUUGUUGUAUGUAAAUUAUACGAUUUUUUUUCAAAUAUGUCUAAGACUGUACCUACCUUAUCAUGGACGAAAUGAUAAGUGACAUUUAAUAUGUAAAAAUUAAUAAAAACGGUAAUAAAA